GUGGUUUGAUAGUCACUAUAUGUUGAUCAAAAUUAACGAAUAAAGUAAUACCGAUAUACCUCUCGAAUUAUCUACGACUUCGGUGAAUCACUCGUUUACGAUUCUUGGAGGACUAUAAAUAGGGACGGCCUCAAUCGAUUCCCAUUUAUACCUCUUUAGAAGUCUGUAGUUAAUACUCUUACUAGAACAGAAUAUUGUAAAAUGCAGCUAAAAGUUUGCGUUUGUUAUGUUUUGAUAGUGUUAUCAAUAUUUGCUUUCAAAAUAAAUUGCUAUGAAGAAAAAAAUGGAACUAUGCGGGUGGACUUAUACAGAAAACCCUCAGCUAGACAUCAGUAUUUGAUGCACGCUCCGACCCUCAAGGAAUACGGAACAAAUUACGAUAAAUGGCUUGGUGAUCGUUAUAACUAUAGAAUGAAUAGAACGAAUGACUCCAUCGCACUCUACAGGUACCUGGAUAAUGAGUUUUAUGGAGUGAUUGUAGGGGGUUCACCAGGACAAACGUUCAAUGUGGCUUUCGACACUGCGUGGUCCGUAUCCUGGGUUAUGUCUAAACAAUGCACAAAAGUACCAACUCCUGGUUGUGAGAACCACAAUUUAUAUGACCAUGGUCGAUCUUCAAGUUGGAAGAAAAAUGGCACACCUUAUAUUGCGAAUGAAGGUGAUUUCAACUUCACGGGAUUUUAUUCAUAUGACAUCUUCAAAAUUGCCCAUUCAAAUAUAACAAACUACCUGUUCGUGGAAAUGGUUGGAGUUCCAGACUUCAUGUCCUUACACAAAUCGGACGGAAUUUUUGGUUUAGGCAUCAAAAAUGAUGAUUAUGAACCUUUCUUCUAUGCCAUGUACAGACAGAAAAAAAUCAGGGAUCCCAUAUUCUCCAUAUAUUUGAACAGGUGGUUUUUCCCCGACAAAAGGGGGGCAUGGACUUUUGAGAAUCGAGUGUCUACCAGAAUAGUACUUGAUGGAGCCUGCAAAUCCAUCAGAAUUUCAGAUCCCAUUCUUUGCAUCGUUCGUGAUUACGAGAGAGCAGGAUCUGUCUUCAAGGCAGCUGCCCGAGUGGUUGAUGAACGCGGUUUAGUUUUCAUCACUGAACGGGGUGAUUUCAACUCCAUCAUAUAUUUGGCACCCUUUCACCAAAAAACCCACACGAAAGCCGCAGACAUAACUCUGCUUCUACGGCAAUACAAGGAAAAGCUGAUACAUGGGGCCUUUUUAUCAACUUUGAAGCUGUUUAUCAGAGCACCCGACCUCAGGGCUAAAAGAGUAAAAUUGGAAAAUAAAAUUUUCUGUUUCAGAAUUGUAGUUGUUCCCGAUCAUCCACCUCAUAACGAAAACGUUACCUUAUGUCCAAAUGGAUGUUCUGCUAUAUCUAACACGGGGUCGAAUGAAAUCGUUGGACCUCCAGCCGAUAUUGAUCAGAUACAUGAUCUCAUAGAUGCUCAACUUCACAAUGGGAGCUGGGUGGUGAAUUGCGACACAGUUAAUAAAUUACCGAAGAUUGAUUUUGUUUUGGGAGGCCAGUACUUUCGGCUCGGAGGGCCGAACUAUAUAAUAAAGAUAAAUUCAGGACCUUAUACGAUGUGCGUUUCGGCGUUCAGUUCGUACCAAACCGAUAAAGAUAUGUGGAUUCUAGGAGGAGCAUUUUUGUCACAGUACUACAGCAUUUACAAUAUCGAAGACAAAACCAUCGGUUUCGUUAGAGUCCCUUAAGAUUAGGACAGUAAUAAGGUUCAUGAAUUUUAUAUCUGAAUUUACUUAAGUACUUAUUAUAAUAUUUCCUCAAUUAAAAUUAUGAAACAAA
Molecule: messenger RNA, 1798 nt
Organism: Leptinotarsa decemlineata (Colorado potato beetle)
Lineage: Eukaryota; Metazoa; Arthropoda; Insecta; Coleoptera; Chrysomelidae
Product: lysosomal aspartic protease
Biological process (GO): cell death; proteolysis
Cellular component (GO): lysosome
Molecular function (GO): aspartic-type endopeptidase activity
Source: RefSeq, a predicted model, not a curated record